UGCAAAAGGAACUUCCUGUGUUGACAAAAAUGUGAAAAAUCUAAAAAAAUCUCAUAUUUUAGACAUUUAUUCUAUUGAAUACGUUAAUCAGUGGUGUAACUCAAGUAUUUUUAUUUACUGAUUAUUCUAGGGAACACAAUCAUGCCACCCAAGCAACGUAAGAUAGCGAUUAUGGGAUUUAGAUCAGUUGGGAAAUCCUCACUGACCAUCCAGUAUGUUGAAGGCCAGUUUGUGGACUCUUAUGAUCCAACUAUUGAAAACACAUUUACUAAGAACAUCAGACUGAGGAAUCAGGAUUACACGCUGCAGUUAGUAGAUACAGCCGGUCAGGAUGAGUACUCUAUUGUCCCCCAGGGUUACGUCAUGAAUGUAGAUGGUUAUGUACUGGUGUAUUCUGUGAACUCACAACAGAGCUUUGAAGUGGUACAGGUGAUACAUGAUAAACUGCUAGACAUGACAGGAAAAGCUCAGGUACCUCUAGUUGUUGUUGGAAACAAAACAGAUUUAAGGAUGGAAAGGGUCAUUAGUAGAGAAGAUGGUAAGAAACUGGCUGACUCCUGGAAGGCUGCAUUUAGUGAAACAUCUGCUAAAGAAAAUCAGAGUGUAUCAGACAUUUUCAAUGCUAUUAUAAUGGAAAUAGAAAAAGCAGAGGGAAACGUUCCUGAAAAGAGCGGCUGUGUUAUAUCAUAACCAUACAUAGAUAUCAUUAUUAUCCAAUAGGCAGUUGUAAGUGGAUAUACUACUAUGAUACGGUGGCUUAUAUGUUAAUAGUACAAGGGAUUGCAUGGGUUUGAUUUUGGAGAGACUAACUUUAAAGGAUGUUGUUAUUUGUUUAAUCAGAAAUGUAGAGGAAUAGGACAAUGGAUAACAGAAAAUGCCAUGUGGAAUACAAAAUUAUAAGUGGCACGUAUAGACGUGAUAUGUGGAAACUGGGAUGUUUUUUAAUGAGGCCAUAUCUGGCAGUUUGAAUGAACAGAGCUGUGUACUAUACAGUUAUGAAGUAGAUUAGGAGACACAAUCAAACUUUUAUCAGAUUAUGAAGUGAUCAUGCUGCAAGUAGAUCUAUCUCAGGGAAAUGUCUACUUAAGAAUGUGCAAUCGCAAAAAGGUCCCAAUUUCGAUUUCUUCACAUUGUCAAUGGAUGCAUCGUAUGCAAAUAUGUCUCACAAUAUUGUACAACUUAAGCCCUCGUCAUUUUUCAAAUGGGAAAUAUUGUGGGCUAAAAAUCAUGUUUCACCUAUGAUGCAAUCAUGUGUGGGCGUGGCAUCCAUUAUGAUCUUGCCGUUGCACAUCUUUUAAUGCUUCAUUUCGCAGAGAUGGGCCAUUGUCGUCAAUACUGACACUUUAAAAAUAAUUUAGUGCAAUGAAGUAAUCUGUAAAAUAUUAAAAGUUAAAAAGAAAAGUUAUUAAGAAAUGUUAGAACUAUAAACUAUGUAAUGAGACUGAAGAAAUGUAACAACUCAUCAGAUGUUGAUAUAUGUAUGUACCCCUAUCAGUUUAUGGAUAUCUUUAUGGAAUGGUUAAUAUUAAGCGUAAUUUCUGUUAUAAUGUCAGAAAGCUCUUGGCUCAAUAGCAGCAUCUGUAAAAUUAAAGAACAGGUUUUCCCAUGAGUUGGACUGAUGAAACAUUAACCUGAUUGAAUCAGUCUGCAAAAUUCU
Messenger RNA from Owenia fusiformis, 1657 nucleotides. The record is from the annotation of a GenBank genome assembly. NCBI's taxonomy places the organism in Eukaryota, Metazoa, Annelida, Polychaeta, Sabellida, Oweniidae.